AUGGACGACCAAAUCUCACCCUUGCGCCACUACGUCCUCAACACCUCCUUCCACGGUUUCCGCUUCAUCGCGGAAGCCGGAAGACACUGGACCGAACGCAUCUUCUGGACAGUGUGUUGUGUCUUAAGCUGGACCGCCACAGGUCUCCUCAUCAAGUCAUCAUGGGAAGACUUCCAGAACAACGCCAUUAGUUUCGUCGUGGACACCAGCUACCUGGACUGGGACACCAAUUUUCCCUCGAUUUCGGUGUGCGAAAGCGACAACCAGAAACGCAUAGCGGAAAUAACGGAUCAGACCUAUGGAGACCCCCACGAUUACAAUUUGGACGAAAUCGUCAAGGAGUUGGUGUAUUUCAGGGGUUUGUCGUUUUACACGCUUCAGAUUUGCGGACCGGAGGCCCAAAUGCCCAGCGAACACUGUUUUAAGAGGAGGUUUAGCGAUUUUUCGAAGGAUGUGAGGAGUAAUUGUAGCCAGGUUUUCCGGAAGUGUCGAUGGAACGACCAAGAGUUUGAUUGUUGUGCGUACUUUGGAGAGAUUGACUCGGAAAUGGGGGUUUGUUUUGCUAUUAAUUCGAUUCAGGUGAGGGAUAAAAAGACGAAGUGGUUGUCGAUGGUUUCGAAUAUCAAAAAAGGGCCAGGGAGUUUGUACUUGGAGAUUAAUGGGUUUGCCAAUGUUUAUAUUUUGGGGGAGCAGGAAGUCCCUUCGUUGACGACUCUGACGACGGAUGUGAUGCAGAUUACGCCUCAUAUACACUAUCACAGGUUUUUGGCCAUUAAAGAAAUUGAUAACCAACCAGAAGUAAAAGACGUAAGUAUUCGUCAACGUAAAUGUCGUUUCAAUGAUGAAUCCGAUUUGGACGCUUACCGUUACUACAGUUACAGCGCUUGUUGUGUCCAAUGUCGCAAAGAUGCCCAAAUGCGAAUUUGUGGCUGUGCCCACCAUCUAAUGCCCAAUAUUCCUGCAAGUACCCAUUGUAAUAUCACUGGUCUGUAUUGUCUUAGUAAACAUUACAACGAACUGUCUGUUCUCAAACCGUAUUGGGCCAACAGGACGGGACUUGUUUGCGAUUGCUUACCCAGUUGUACUGAAAUCGAACUGGCGGUAAUCAAAGACGACAAAUUUGGAAUUCCGGAUGAUUUUGCCAUUCUGGAACUGUCUUUGGAGCGACUACCGACAGAACGUUACAAGAGAAACGUUGUUAGAGGGAAACUGGAUUUAGUUGUGUCAAUGGGAGGCAGUACCGCGUUGUUUUUGGGCGCUAGUAUCCUGAGUUUUGUCGAAGUGGUGUACUAUUUUCUAGUACGACCAAUAAGCAACUCGAUUUUGGCUAAAGAAAAAGCCCGUGAAAGUAGGAAGUACAAACGUAAAGAUAAAGCAGGAAUGCUGAUACUACCGACGAUUUCUUAA
Zophobas morio is the source of this 1407-nucleotide messenger RNA. Its product is annotated as sodium channel protein Nach. Lineage: Eukaryota; Metazoa; Arthropoda; Insecta; Coleoptera; Tenebrionidae. The record is from RefSeq and is a predicted model, not a curated record. Bases 1 to 1407 code for a protein of 468 amino acids. Gene Ontology annotation, molecular function: ligand-gated sodium channel activity. The transcript has 6 exons. Gene Ontology annotation, cellular component: plasma membrane. Gene Ontology annotation, biological process: sodium ion transmembrane transport.